GUUUUGCAAGUUGAUCACAGAUUCUUCAACUAAAAAGUAUUCCUUGCAACACUGGUAGAGAGAAACAACUAGUCAGCAUUCCAAUUUCCAAAUGCGCUUCUUUUUAAAUAAGGCACAGUUUAUCAAGAUUCCUUGUUGGUUGGUCGAUUAACACUGGUAGUCUGGUUCUGUAAUAUAUCCUAUUACAUGUUGUUCUCUGUUUCUUCUAUAAAUAAGAGUUGAAUUUACAGUUUCAGCACCCUAUUAGGCCUGUGUUUCUUUGGAUUUUCUGGUUUGAGUUGGUCUGUGUAGCUAACACUACCCAUACACAGUUUGAUCACUACCAACUUCUCUACGCUAGCUAGAAUGGCUAGUGCCACUGAUGCCGCCGCCGGCGCUGACAGGAAGAUUCCCAAAGUUCCUAUCAAAGGCCGCAGGAACAUAUUGAUUACAAGUGCAUUGCCUUAUGUUAACAAUGUCCCUCACCUUGGCAACAUCAUCGGCUGUGUUUUGAGUGCUGAUGUCUUCGCUCGCUACUGCCGUCUCAGAGGUUAUAAUGCUAUAUACAUCUGUGGGACUGAUGAGUAUGGCACUGCAACAGAGACUAAAGCCAUGGAAGAGAAUUGCACUCCUCAGCAGAUUUGUGAUAAGUACCAUGAAAUUCAUAGGGAGGUUUAUAAAUGGUUUGACAUAAGUUUUGAUGAGUUUGGGCGAACGUCUACUCCGCAGCAGACUGAAAUUUGCCAAGCAAUUUUCAAGAAGUUAUUGGAAAAUAAUUGGCUUUCUGAAAACACUAUGCAACAGCUUUAUUGUGAUACUUGUGAACGUUUCUUAGCUGAUCGAUUUGUGGAGGGAACCUGUCCCACGCUAGAUUGCAAUUAUGAUUCCGCACGAGGGGAUCAGUGUGAAAAGUGUGGGAAGAUGCUGAAUCCAACAGAACUAAAGGAUCCUAGAUGCAAGCUAUGUAAGACAAGUCCACAUAUUCUUGAGACUGACCACCUGUUUCUAGAGCUCCCAUUGCUGAAAGAUAUGCUGGAGCAGUAUAUCAACGACACAUCAGUGCCUGGAUCAUGGAGUCAGAAUGCUAUCCAAGCCACACAUGCAUGGCUAAAAGAAGGAUUGAAACCGCGAUGUAUUACCAGGGACCUUAAGUGGGGGGUGCCUGUUCCACUUGAGAAAUUUAAAGACAAGGUUUUCUAUGUGUGGUUCGAUGCUCCAAUCGGAUAUGUUUCAAUCACAGCAAGCUAUACUAGUGAUUGGAAGUUGUGGUGGCAGAAUCCUGAAAAUGUAGAACUAUAUCAGUUUAUGGGCAAGGAUAAUGUGCCAUUUCAUACUGUAAUGUUUCCCUCAACACUUCUUGGGACUGGUGAAAACUGGACACUGAUGAAGACAAUCAGUGUCACUGAGUACUUGAACUAUGAAACAGGAAAAUUCUCCAAAAGUAAGGGAAUUGGAGUUUUUGGUAAUGAUGCAAAGGAUACAAACAUUCCUGUCGAUGUAUGGCGAUAUUACUUGCUAACCAAUAGGCCAGAGGUGUCGGACACCUUAUUCACAUGGUCUGAUUUGCAAGCAAAACUAAAUGCUGAAUUGCUCAAUAACUUGGGAAAUUUUAUUAAUCGAGUAUUGAGCUUCAUAGCUAAACCUGAAGGCCAAGGAUAUGCUUCUAUCAUUCCUGAUGCUCCAGGUGCUGAAUCACAUCCCUUGACCAAGAAAUUAGCAGAAAAAGUUAGUGAUUCUGUAGAUCAAUAUCUUGAAGCAAUGGAGAAGGUUAAAUUAAAGCAAGGAUUAAAGACUGCAAUGGCCAUUUCUAGUGAGGGAAAUGCAUAUUUGCAAGACAGCCAAUUCUGGAAGCUCUUUAAAGAAGAUCUAGCUUCCUGCAACAUCAUUGUCAGAACUUCAGCAGGACUUGUAUAUCUGCUUGCAACUUUGUUAGAACCUUUUAUGCCAUCUUUUUCAGUUGAGGUAUUAAAGCAGCUAAAUUUUCCUCAGCUGCAUCUAUCACUGUGUGAUGAGAAAGGAGAUGUUGAUAGAGCAAGAAGACCUUGGGAGGUUCUACCUAUUGGUCAUAAGAUAGGCAAGCCUGAACCUUUAUUUAAGGAGCUGAAAGAUGAAGAUGUGGAGUUCUUUAGGGAGAAAUUUGCUGGAAGUCAAGCUGAUAGAAUAGUGAAGGCAGAUGCAGCAAAGAAGGUUGUUGAGCAGCUGAAGAAAACAAAAAUUUAGUGUGAUAUUGGAUAGAGUUAUUCAAGAGAAAGCUUUAUAUAUGAAGCAUAAGAUACAUGAUCAUAACAAUCCUAGGAGGUAUCGUGAUGGGGUCUUCAAAAAAAGGAGCAGUUGAAUGAAACAAGCACAAUCAGGUCAUAGAUUAUAGUCCUUUUUGUCUAUAUGUAUGCCUUUCGUAUGACAUACAUUUUUUGACACACUGAUGUAACUUGUACAGUUUCUUUUCAUUUCUCAUAGUAAAAGCUUUUAUUUGCCCAUUAAAAAAAUUUGGGUAGUUGUAAUUGUUGGGGAUACGAUAUCUUUAAUUUCAUCUAUGGAAAAAUUGGGCUG
Molecule: messenger RNA, 2529 nt
Organism: Macadamia integrifolia
Lineage: Eukaryota; Viridiplantae; Streptophyta; Magnoliopsida; Proteales; Proteaceae
Product: probable methionine--tRNA ligase
Exons: 14
Coding region: 346-2199 (617 amino acids)
Biological process (GO): methionyl-tRNA aminoacylation
Cellular component (GO): aminoacyl-tRNA synthetase multienzyme complex; cytosol
Molecular function (GO): ATP binding; methionine-tRNA ligase activity
Source: RefSeq, a predicted model, not a curated record